UCUCCGCACGUAGGCUGGGCACGUAGUGCCAGGGUAGUUUGGUCGGUAGGUUUUGGCAGGGACCCGGCCGUGGCCAGUCAGGGAAUAGCGGCUCUGGCCAUGGACGGCUCCUUUGUCCAGCACAGUGUGAAGGUUCUGCAGGAGCUCAACAAGCAGCGGGAGAAGGGGCAGUAUUGCGACGCCACCCUGGACGUGGGGGGCCUGGUGUUCAAGGCCCACUGGAGCGUCCUCGCCUGCUGCAGUCACUUCUUCCAGAGCCUCUAUGGGGACGGCUCAGGGGGCAACGUUGUCCUUCCGGCUGGUUUCGCUGAGAUCUUUGGCCUCCUUCUGGACUUUUUCUACACUGGUCACCUUGCCCUUACCUCAGGGAACCGGGAUCAGGUGCUCCUUGCAGCCAGAGAGUUGCGAGUACCUGAGGCUGUGGAGCUGUGCCAGAGCUUCCAGCCCAAAACCUCAGUGGCACAGGCAGCAAGCGGCCAGAGUGGGCUGGGGAAACCUGCCUCUCAGGAUGUGAGCAUCCACCUCAAGGAGUCGACAGACUUGGAAGAAGAGGAGUGUUCGAGGACUCUGGGCCUGGUUCUCAGGGAACAGGACCCCAGAGACAGUCACACCUCCCACAGGCCCCAGCUCAGUCCCCCUGCUCAGACUGAGAGCCCCUCCUUCCUCCGUGGGAAACUCAAGCAGGCUGUGAAGCCUUGUCCCCCAGAGGACAGGGAGCCAGAGGACUGCAAAGUGCCCCUGAGGCCCUUUGAGGCUCAAGGUGCCCAGCUGCAGGGUGGGAGUAAUGAGUGGGAAGUGGUGGUUCAAGUUGAGGACGACGGGGAUGGUGAUUAUGUUUCCGAGCCUGAGACUGUGCUGACCAGGAGGAAGUCAAACAUAAACAGAAAACCCUAUUCUGCCGAGCCAGCCCUGGGUUCAGGUUCCCUAGCAGCUGAGCCCACUGAGAACAGAAAAGGGACAGCUGUGCCUGUUGAAUGCCCUACAUGCCAUAAAAAGUUCCUCAGCAAAUACUAUCUAAAAGUCCACAACAGGAAGCACACUGGGGAGAAACCCUUCGAAUGUCCCAAAUGUGGGAAGUGUUACUUCCGGAAGGAGAACCUCCUGGAGCAUGAAGCCCGGAAUUGCAUGAACCGCUCAGAACAGGUGUUCACAUGCUCCGUGUGCCAGGAGACCUUCCGUCGGAGGAUGGAGCUGCGGGUGCACAUGGUGUCGCACACGGGGGAGAUGCCCUACAAGUGCUCCUCCUGCUCGCAGCAGUUCAUGCAGAAGAAGGACUUGCAGAGCCACAUGAUUAAGCUGCAUGGAGCCCCCAAGCCCCAUGCAUGCCCCACCUGUGCCAAGUGCUUCCUGUCCCGGACCGAGCUGCAGCUGCAUGAGGCCUUCAAGCACCGUGGGGAGAAGCUGUUUGUGUGCGAGGAGUGUGGGCAUCGGGCCUCGAGCCGCAACGGGCUGCAGAUGCACAUCAAGGCCAAGCACAGGAACGAGCGGCCGUAUGUGUGCGAGUUCUGCAGCCAUGCCUUCACCCAGAAAGCCAACCUCAACAUGCACCUGCGCACACACACAGGCGAGAAGCCCUUCCAGUGCCACCUCUGUGGCAAGACCUUCCGCACCCAAGCCAGCCUGGACAAGCACAACCGCACCCACACGGGUGAGCGGCCCUUCAGCUGCGAGUUCUGUGAGCAGCGCUUCACGGAGAAGGGGCCGCUCCUGAGGCACGUGGCCAGCCGCCACCAGGAGGGCCGGCCCCACUUCUGCCAGAUCUGUGGCAAGACCUUCAAAGCUGUGGAGCAGUUACGCGUGCACGUCCGGCGGCACAAGGGGGUUCGGAAGUUCGAGUGCACUGAGUGUGGCUACAAAUUCACACGGCAGGCCCACCUGCGGAGGCACAUGGAGAUCCACGACCGUGUGGAGAACUACAACCCGCGGCAGCGCAAGCUCCGCAACCUGGUCAUCGAGGAUGAGAAGGUGGUGGUGGUGGCGCUGCAGCCGCCCACAGAGUUGGAGGUGGGCUCGGCCGAGGCCAUUGUGGAGUCCCUGGCCCAGGGUGGCCUGGCCCCCCAGCUGCCCAGCCAGAGACUCUGUGCCGAGAGCUUCACCGGCCCCAGCGUCCUGGAGCCCUCACUCAUCAUCACGGCUGCCGUCCCUGAGGACUGCGCCACAUAGCCACCCGGGCCCCAGCCCAGCACCCAAUAAACCUGGGGCCUUGGACUCGCCCAUCCCUGCCUGUCUGCUCUGUUCCUCCUGACCCUGUACGUGUGGGUCCAGGCCCACGUGAGGUGCCUCUUUACCCACUUGGGCCUCCAGUG
Fukomys damarensis (Damara mole-rat) is the source of this 2306-nucleotide messenger RNA. RefSeq names its product zinc finger and BTB domain containing 48 (gene Zbtb48). Gene Ontology annotation, molecular function: protein binding; RNA polymerase II cis-regulatory region sequence-specific DNA binding; DNA-binding transcription factor activity, RNA polymerase II-specific. Gene Ontology annotation, biological process: regulation of transcription by RNA polymerase II. Gene Ontology annotation, cellular component: nucleus. The record is from RefSeq and is a predicted model, not a curated record. The transcript has 11 exons. Bases 100 to 2163 code for a protein of 687 amino acids. Lineage: Eukaryota; Metazoa; Chordata; Mammalia; Rodentia; Bathyergidae.